Paramormyrops kingsleyae is the source of this 2469-nucleotide messenger RNA. It is a transcript of the gene hoxc9a, whose product is annotated as homeobox C9a. The record is from RefSeq and is a predicted model, not a curated record. Gene Ontology annotation, cellular component: nucleus. Gene Ontology annotation, biological process: DNA-templated transcription; proximal/distal pattern formation; regulation of transcription by RNA polymerase II. NCBI's taxonomy places the organism in Eukaryota, Metazoa, Chordata, Actinopteri, Osteoglossiformes, Mormyridae. Gene Ontology annotation, molecular function: DNA-binding transcription factor activity, RNA polymerase II-specific; RNA polymerase II cis-regulatory region sequence-specific DNA binding.
GUGCUCAGAUAGGCCCAGGGACUGAGGUCCUAAAGCUGUCCUAGUUUCAUUCAUACUUAGACCUACUAUAGAUACUCAGCGUCAAAAAUGCUUAAUCCAAGACUGAAGCGAUUCUUCAAUUUAAAACUGAAUCGUUGACUAUUCUUUCCGAUUUUUCCUGCAUUCAGUAAGUGUCCCGGUAAUAAUACAUCCUCAUUGUUCACCGCGUGCAUCUUUCUCUCCACUGUGUUCGUCUAAUAUAAAUUUUAAACUCAGUUCAUUCCUGUUAUUUUCCCUUUCACGUGUUUUCCAGUUGAUGACAGACGUGUUCCACAAGUAUUGUGUUGAUUUUAUACUAUAGCACCAACUCGACUUCAGUUGUUAUUAACGACACGUUUAUGAACAAUCAAAUGGUCCCAUAAAAAUUUAUUGGGAGACAUAAAACCAAUGCGAGACCACUUGCAGAAUAUAGCCACUUCAGCAGGCAAGUUUUCAAGCGAGUUACUAUUCCCACCUUUCCGAUUUUUAAACAUCGGUUUACAAGACAGAUUAUUUCAAUAAGGCAUGUAACCUUGUUUUGCUGUCCAUAAGACCUUUGUAUAAAACCACCCGCUGUUUUUCAGAAGAACCUUUAAAAACAAAAAGGCUGAGAAACUGCAGAACAAAAUCACAUUUUAACCGGUUUAACUUUUUAUAUUUAUUACAGCUCGGAAAAUGCGCAUUUUGCUCAGUUGAGCGCAAUAGUUUUCUAUGGAGACAAACUAAUUACAUCAGCAAAUAGUCCGUAUAGGUGGCUGCCAACGUACCUCUUUCUGCGAUACGGUGAUACGGAUCUCUAUGGUGUUUCUGUUUUAUUAUUAAACACCGGGGAAGGUUAUGUAUCAUUUUAAUAUUAAAGUUCUGCCACGUAAUAGUACAGCGCUAAAUUAUAGAUCUGAAUUCCCGAAGUGCAUUGCUAUUCCAGAAAAGGAUGGCGCAUUGAUCCAACAAGCAGUUUUGGGGAGGGAGGGGGGUAACUAUAAUCACGUGUGGUACAAACAACCAAUGGCAGCUAGAAAGACUUGUAGAAAUAAUUACCUGGCUUGAUUGUUCAAUGGGCAGAUAAAAAAGUACACAUACACUCCAUAUAAUAAUCGGAUGCAUGUAAAAGAGACGGGGAGGUUCGUCAUGUCGACCACUGGUCCCAUAAGUAAUUAUUAUGUGGAUUCCUUGAUAAACCAUGAAAACGACGAGGUCCUGGCGACUCGAUUCUCCACUGCUGGAUCGCUUUCCUCCGGCUCCCGUCCGACGCCCAUAGUACCGGAGUGUGCCGAUUUUCCUUCCUGCAGCUUUACCCCUAAACCUUCCGUUUUUACCACGUCUUGGGCCCCAGUUCACUCACAGUCCUCAGUGGUCUAUCACCCAUACACCCACCAGCCUCACUUAGGAACGGAUUCCAGAUAUAUACGCUCCUGGCUGGAGCCGGUCUCUGGUACCGUGUCCUUCCCAGGCUAUCCAGCAAACAGCAGACACUACGGGCUGAAACCUGACGCCUUCCCGGAGCGCAGAGUCGGUGAAUGCUUGGGAUCCAAUGGACGCGGAUAUUCGGAUUAUCUGUACAGCUCUUCUUCUGAAAUUCGUGAUAAGACGCCGCAGAACGUCCCUUCUCCGGAAUCCGAGGUUUUGGCUCCAGACAAGCACAAAGACGACAAGUCCGAAUUAGAUCCAAAUAACCCUGUGGCGAAUUGGAUCCACGCGCGCUCCACACGGAAGAAGCGAUGUCCUUACACCAAAUAUCAAACUUUGGAGCUUGAAAAGGAGUUCUUGUUCAAUAUGUACCUUACAAGGGACCGUCGAUAUGAGGUUGCGCGAGUCCUAAACCUGACGGAGCGACAGGUUAAAAUAUGGUUCCAGAAUCGACGGAUGAAAAUGAAGAAAAUGAACAAAGAAAAGAGCGACAGCAAAGGACAGUAGUGUGCAAUUGAUCAACAUAAAUGGGAAACAUAAACAAGAAUUGGAAUUCAGAUUGAGCAAUUUACCCUACAACUCCCGAGAAAACAGCACAGACAGAAAGCGUUAGGCCAUUUUGUGAAAAUUAGUUUGAUUUUUAGUUUGCGAAACAUUUUAUGAUGUUUUAUUAUAUUCUCUUUUUUGGAUACUGUCCAUCAUGCGACAUUGUUUAAUAUUUAGUGUUCCUUAGAAUAACACCACAGUUGUGUUGAGGCGAUUAAUUUCCUUUGAUGGCGGAAUUGUACUUAAAAGGACAAUGACUGAAAUAGGCCUAUUUACUAGUGAACAGCGAAAGUACUUGAAUUUUUUUUAUUUUACUUUGUAACUUAUGACGUUCUUCAUAUGUCAAAAAAGAUAUCAACGUGUCUGUGUAUGUAUUUGUGUGGUAUUAUAAUAGUUUUGAUGUACUUAUUCGUGUAUUUUUACAUUACUUCAAAUCCGUAAAGUUAUAACCUGUUGUAGAAUGUAGCUACAUUGAAAUAUAUACAAUAUCACCUUGCA